UCAAAUAUAUCGCCAAGUUAAGGACUAGAGUGCAAUGAACCUGCGCCAAAUUUGUAGUAAGCGAGCCUCUCUCUCUAAAUGAGAUGAUCUCAGCUCUUGCUACUCUUCUCUCAUUUUACAGCUUUCUUCUCCGGACGACUUUAAAGACGUUAACCUCUGCCUUAUUCGCAGGCCUCCACUCUAUGAAUUUCAAACUUGUUGCAAGGAAUAGAACAGCUAGAACCAUGUAUUAUUCCAUGCCAAGAGGGAAAGUCACAAUUUACUUGAACUCUCUUUAUUCCUACGAUGAAUCUAUUGUCGUUGAACGUAACGGCAUUGAAUACGACAACCUUCAGCAAGCACUACUCAGUAUGGGUUUCACCAAAAAUGAAAACCAAUCACAUGUUGUAUUUCUCCCAUGUCCUUUGGGAUCAUUUUCGAAGUCUUUGGGAACAAGAAGCUGGAAAUGCGUUGAUUGCUCUCCUGGUGGUUUCUACUCCGACACACUUGGUUAUGUUGCAGACGGCUGUAAGAAAUGUCCAAAUGGUUCUUACGUGGCAUAUGACAAAAAACCUGGAAAAUCUGUAUUGGACUGCAAGACAUGUCCUGACGGAACAGAAACCGAUUUUUUCGCUGGACAUCGUGCUUGUCCCUGCUUGGAAGGACAUUACCGAACUCAUCUCUUCGAAAAGUGUUUUACAUGUGGCCGAAGCGGGCUGCAAUGCCAAGAUGAGUAUGCCUCACUAAAACCUGGCUUUUGGUGGCAAUGGCGGAACGAGUCCUAUAAACAUCGCUAUGAAUAUUUCAUGAAAAAUCUCGCCCGACAGUUACCUGCAUUGGAUGAUUUCUCAGUGCAAUAUCCUUAUGCAAUACCAACACCAUACAGAUGUCAGGUAGAGGAGUCUUGCAAAGGUGGUUUGGACUCACCAUGCGGAGAAGGGUAUCAAGGUCCACUUUGCGCUGUAUGCAAUCCAGGGUACCACAAACAAUUUCACUCUUGUGAAAAAUGUCCUUCACGAGCCUGGAUCGCAGCACAAUUAUCUCUCAUUGCUACUAUUAUAGCGAUAUUGUUGGCCCUUUUAGUAUGGAGAAAGAAAAAUAAUAUUUCAAAGGACCGGGGACUCUCUCUUUUCGACAAUUUGUUGUCAAAGCUUAAGAUCUUGAUUGGUUUUUAUCAAGUCACUCAUGGCUUGUUAGACGUGUUCUCGUUCAUUGAAUGGCCAGAUUCAUUGCAGGUUGUGUCCAAAUAUUCAGGAAUUUUACAGAUGAAUCUGCUUCAGGUAGCACCGAUUCACUGCCUUAAUCACAAAUUACACGUGGAUGCCUUUGGAGAUUUGUUUGUGCUCUUGUCAAUGAACGCCAUUGUUAUCGUUGGUUCGUGUAUGAUCUCUAGUUUUUGGUACAUGAUGAUCUCAAAAAAACAGGGCCUGGAGGAGGACAAAAAGGCAAGCAAAAUUUCACAGGGGAAAGUUUUUGUUUACAGAAACGUUUUUUUCUUCCUGUACGUGACAUACCUAAGCACUUGUUCGAGGACAGCCAGUGUUAUGCCGUUCGCCUGUCAGAAACUCUGCAAAGACAAAAGAGAAGAGUUAUGUGACGAGUACCUGAAAGUAGAUUACAACAUAAAAUGUCAAGGAGCAAAUUACAAUCAUCUUGUGAUUGUAGCUUAUGUUUCAGCUGCAUACAUCAUUGCUUUACCUGCUCUUUAUCUCGUCGCCCUUUGGAGGCAUCGCCGAACAAUCAUAACCAAGAAAGACCGUGAUAAUGGCUCUGAUCCAGAAAUUGUCGACGGAUUGCGAUUUCUCUUCGAAAAUUACAAACCUCGUUCCUGGUAUUGGGAACUGGUUGAAAUGUCCCGCAAGUUCAUUCUUACAUGCGGCCUCAUUCUUGUGGGUCAAGAAAGCAGAUCCUUCAUUGGAUUGGCCUGGGUUGUUGCCGGUAUGUAUGCAGUGCUUUUCUGCUGGAUCAAACCCAUGCAAGACACUUUUGAGAACAGACUGAUGUCCACUUCCCUUGCCGUUACAAUUGUAAACUUAGGUAUUGGUGCUGUCAGCAGAAUUCCGGCAGAGAACAUAUCAAACAUGGCGGACCAUCACAAGGACGCUUUGGUAAUGAAAAUACUGAUUAUUGGGGCAAAUACGUUGGUGAUUGGCCUUCUUGCUGUUCAGUACCUGGCAUUCUUACAUCAGUUCUUCAAAGAGUGGCGCAAAAAUCCAAAAUGGUCCUUGUCUUGCUGCCUAGCCUUGCUUCUUCCACUUAAUGACCUUCAAGGCGAGAUUCGUGGAAUGGUUGGCAAGAACCUGCUUAAAACACAACUUCAGUCAGGGAUCAUUGGGAAGCCCUCCAUUGCGGCCAGUGCAAAAGAUAGUGGAGCAUUAAGUUUUUCUCCAACCCAUGAAGACAGUGAAAGACAAGAAGGAAGUUCAGUAAAAUCCAGGGUGACCAGAUGUAGCAACACUAAAUGUGACCGUGGGACACAAACAGAAACACUCGCACCGGUAUCUACCGCUACCGCUGAACAUGCACAGGAAUCAUGGAAAGCGUGCCAGCAGAUAACCAUGAGUCGGCUCUCUGACCAUCACAUACCACUUUCUGAAGCAGAGGAAGCCACCUCAAAAGAAGAAAAGAGAGACAGGAAUAAUGAGGAAUGAAGAAGACGGCCAGAAAUAUUAUAGAAUUUAGCAUACAAGGCAAC
Pocillopora verrucosa is the source of this 2674-nucleotide messenger RNA. NCBI's taxonomy places the organism in Eukaryota, Metazoa, Cnidaria, Anthozoa, Scleractinia, Pocilloporidae. The record is from RefSeq and is a predicted model, not a curated record.